Molecule: messenger RNA, 2189 nt
Organism: Notolabrus celidotus (New Zealand spotty)
Lineage: Eukaryota; Metazoa; Chordata; Actinopteri; Labriformes; Labridae
Gene: vamp8
Product: vesicle-associated membrane protein 8 (endobrevin)
Exons: 3
Coding region: 181-546 (121 amino acids)
Biological process (GO): SNARE complex assembly; vesicle fusion; vesicle-mediated transport
Cellular component (GO): SNARE complex; plasma membrane
Molecular function (GO): SNAP receptor activity; syntaxin binding
Source: RefSeq, a predicted model, not a curated record
AAGAAUUCAGCCCGAGGGAGAAAAAACAACAACCAGGAAGUUUCUCAGAGGAGGAAACGAAGCCGCGCUGGUGGAGUACAUACUUGGAAGUCUUAAACAUACUUUUAAAGUAUUUAAACAACAACUUAAACCUUUGAAAAGUCCAUUUGGUUGCGGUCGAAGGGCAUUGACUCCAACAACAUGGACAUUGAUCAGGAGCGUGGAGGUGUGGAACAUGAACCAGAGUCCAAGGACAAGGUGCAGACCUUGAAGGAUCAGGUAGAUGGAGUGAAAAACAUCAUGACGCAGAAUGUGGACCGGAUCCUGGCCCGAGGAGAGAGACUGGAUGAUCUAAUGGACAAGUCAGAGGAUCUGCAGGCGGGGGCUCAGCACUUCAAGCAGACUUCUCAGAAAGUAGCUCGCAAUUACUGGUGGAAGAAUGUGAAGCUGAUCGUGGUCAUCGUGGUGGUCGUCCUCAUCAUCGUUCUCAUCAUCAUCCUGCUAGCAACCGGAGUGAUUCCUGUCGGCACUCCAUUGCCUUCAAUCACUCCAACCAAAGCACCAUAAACGCCCUCACACGAAUGAAGAACAGAUCAACAUAAUGAAAUCAUAAACAGUCUAUGAUCACUGAAGACAUGCCUAUUAUACAGUUUUAAUUUAGCAACACUGACUCAGGUGAAUCAUUCCUGUCUGGUGAACUCUUUGUUACUUUAGAUUCUUCAGAUAUCUGUCCUGCUCUCGUUGUAAUUAAAGGACUUUGGUGCGAGUGACUUUAAUGGCUUUUUAAACCUUUUUCACAACACAAAUCCAUCCCGGCCAUUUUUUGAAUUUUAAAGAAAUUAAACCAAAAUCCAUUUUUGCUGCUCUCAUUCAUCUUUAUCAGUCCUCACUAUCGAACUGUUACACCAUCGAAGCUCAGUUCAUCCAAACAGAGAGGAACUAACCUGAGUCAGUGUAACUGCAGCUGAUAGACGAGGACUCCUUGGGCAUCGUACAAGUCACAAUAUUUAUUUUGAGUGUUAUCAUUCAUCUGCAUCUUUAAAAAAAAAAAGACAGUUUAUAUUGUUUAAAAGGCAAAAAUUGCAGAAUCAGGAAGAAAAAUAGCAACUUUUUUUCUCUAAAAUUGGAAACAUGCUUCAGUGUAAAACAAGUUUAGGUCACAGCUUGUUAGAAAUGGCUUGAUUGCGUGUCGUAUCUGUAUGUUUCAGUUUGUGGGCUUGUUACUUUCUAAGUUCUUCCUGUUUCUUUGUAGCUCUGCAGCGGUACUCAUCCUGCUGAAAUUCCAGUUUGAAGUAUAUGCACUCAGCACUACCUUGGUUCCCUUUUAAGAGGAGCGGGGUCCAUAUGCUAAAAAGAAUACACAGAAACAACUGUUUUGCACAUGUAUCUUUAAAUGUAGAUCAUAUACAAGUAGAUCAGCUGGUCAGUGCUUCAUUUUCUACAAUUUGUUUUAACUCUUGUACAAUUUUUAAUGUGUGACUUUUGAUACCUUAUAAUCAAACCACCGGGGUCAGCAGUCAAAGGUCUUUUCACACAGCUUACCAGCUGUGAGAAAUCACUUCCACCCCUCCUUAUUGAAUCAUGUCAAAUAGUUACAGUUAAUAACUUGAUUACUUGUCUCUGAAACAGGGAGUGUUCGUUUCUUAGAUCUAGGUCUGAAGUAAAGUUUUUAUGUUUCUCUCUCCUCUCCUCUCUCUGCUGUUACAGAACCAAAUUAUCUUCAGAGUGGUCAAAUGAUCCCUUUAUGAUCUGUAAAUAGUCGGUUUAUUUUCUCCCAACAUUUAACCAGAUCGUCCUUUAAAUUAUCUGUUUAUUUAAUACUUUAUAUCAUGGUGAUUUCUGUAUAAAUAGGUGUUCAAGGAAUGAUUAACCAUGAAAUGGUACAGUUGCAUUGUUGUUGAUUAUUUUCAAAAUGAAGGCAUAAAUUCGGCUGUGUUGAAACACAUCAUGUAUUGUGUUUUUUUGCACAGCUCUGGGGUGCAAUAUUCCUAAAUCCUCUGUCUGGUUAAAUGCGCACACAGCUGUGCUGGACCACAUUAUUCCAGGCUCAAGCUGCAGCAGGUUUUUCAUGUAUUAAAGGCUCUUUAACCCUUGUCAGUUCUCAGAACAGACAUGUUCUGCAGUAUGCUGUAGCUGAAUGUUGGAUUAGCAGGGCCUUACUCUGACAUCUGUUUUAAUGGUUUAAUUUAAAUAAAAAGUAUUUACCUCUG